Messenger RNA from Astrephomene gubernaculifera, 2323 nucleotides. The record is from the annotation of a GenBank genome assembly. Lineage: Eukaryota; Viridiplantae; Chlorophyta; Chlorophyceae; Chlamydomonadales; Astrephomenaceae.
GUAGAACCUAGGGUAUCAGGGAACAUGGCUUGCAUAUGCUCUCCCCAGUCCAAAGGUGAUUAUAGGAACGCGUAAAUGUACAUACAGAGCAAGCUGGUAGGCACGUUCACAGGGAUACAAGAUACGUCUUGGACGCACGACAAGCUGACAAACGCACAAACCUGUUCACGAAUGCGUGAUCAUCUAGUCGCACGCCUAUAGUAGCGUAACGCGUGUUGUGCACGAUAUAGAUUGUUGUCCUUACUUUUGAGCGGCAAAAGCGACAAUGGAGUCCAGGUCGGAGGCGCGGGUCUACAGCGGGCAGCGCGCAUCAACGUCGGCGAGCUUACACGUUAAGCGGUCCGUGCGCUGUCGAGCCUUACGAGACAAUGCGCCAGAGGGAGAAUCCCUCUGCCGCUUUCCAACAGCAAGCGUAGCUGGUCAGGACUGGCGCGCCUUCCGAGCCCACCUAGUAGCCUGGGAGCGCGCUGCUCGGCGCGCUGCGCAGCCCAGGACACAGCUCCAGCGGCCGCCCUACCCGCCCCUGGUGUCGGGUGACAGCUGGGCGCACCCCCUCGCUGAGCCCGAACGCGGCUGCCUGCUGCUCGCGCGACAUGACAACAUGAAGUUCUUCUCGGGCUCUGUGGUGCUGAUCGCCUCACAUGACGAGGCGGUUGGCUCUCUGGGUUACGUGCUCAACAAGGCCUCGCCGCUGCGCGUGAGGGACCUGCAGGUGCUGGGACCGGCGGAAGGGGGUUUCAUGGAGGCGUUCGGCAGCUCGCGGCUGCAGCUGGGCGGCCCGGUACACAUCGACCACGUGACACUGCUGCACCGCUUCAGAGGCCUGCGCCGCAGCCAGCAGAUUGCGGAGGGGAUGUUCAUGGGCGGCCUGCCGGACGCCAUUCGGCUGAUCCAGGCCGGCAUGGCGCGACCCUCCGACUUCCACCUAGCCCUCGGCAUGAGCAGCUGGGCGCCUGGGCAGCUGCGGGCGGAGGUAGCCGCGGGACACUGGCACCUCAUCAGCGCGAGUCCGGACCUGGUGCUGCCCGCAGCGUCAUCACCGCCCGCCGCCUGCUGCGAACCGCCCAUGUCGUCGUCAUCCGCAUCCCACGCGGUGACCUGCUCUUCAUCAUCGGCAUCACCUUCGACCCAUGGGUCACAUGCGCAGCAGCAGCGAACACAGCAGCAGCAUUCAGGCGGGUUGGAUGGGAGGUGCCCGGGGAGGGAUGCUGCGGCAGAGGGGUGUGUGGCAGAGUCGGACGGUGGCGAGCAGCAGCAGCAGCAACAGCAGCUGCUGGCAGAUGCGGGGAGCUGUGGGGUGUGCAUGUACAAGCGGAUUGCGAGGCUGGCGGUCCGAGGAGCCUAGGGAGCGCUGGGGAGCAGCCCAAGGGGCUUGUGCAAAGAGGUUUCCGCUCUGGGGUACGCCGCGCAAACAGGAGUUGGGAAGGGUGAGGGAGCGAGUGAGCGGUACGAGGGGUUGGACAGGAUAGGUGGUGGCUGAAGCGGUUGGGUACCCUAGUAGUGAUGCGGUGGGGGGUGGUUAGGUGGACGUGAUCAUCAUACCCCGGCGUGCCGAGGUAGGUGGCUGGCUCCCAGGCUGGCAUGUAUUUAAAUGUUUUAUUCCUCUUUUUAUAGCCUGGAUUUGAGAAGAAAACAAAAGGGUUUGUUGUGGGCGUUCGCGGCGUGCGGUUUGACGUUGGUUGGAACUUGGAAGCAGUUUGAGAUGUACGACUUUACAUGAUCAGCAGGUUACGGCAGCAAUGUUCGCUGCUGCGUUCGGUAUAGUAUAAAAUAGCGGAAUCCGUAGCGGGGGCGGGGUGUGUCAUGGGGAGCGAGCGGAGGGUCUGUUGCUCCCAGACAACCAGGAACCGUACUGCCGUUCCACGGGGCGGGUGAUAACCCGGGAAGCGAGGCUUGCAGCCAUUCCGCCGGCGCCGCCAAGGGUGCCGGUACCUGGGCUGCGACUCAACCAGACUGGGAGUGCUGGAGAUGUACAUAAUAAGCCUUUGCAUGAAUACAGAGUCUACGAGGACGAUAUGCACUGUAGGCGCGGUCGCAAGGGGGGAUGUAGUGUGCUUGUGUAUUCAAAAAACUGGCCGCGAGUAGGAAUGCACUGGAUUGUGUGAUAAAUAAUGUGUUGGGGUAUGGUGUGUGGCUAACUGUCAACCAGAUGUCUUCCUGGACGUACCCUGCUGUACCUGUACUUUGACGAUGCGGCGGGAGUCGCAGUGUAGCUGAAUUCGCUGUAGUUUCAACGCUAUCCCAGGUUCCCAGCCCGUGCAAAGGAUUUGCAUCGAUAGACUCCCGACUGUGUCAUUGUGGUGGUGUUUUUUUGACAUGUGGG